Messenger RNA from Beta vulgaris subsp. vulgaris (sugar beet), 1913 nucleotides. Its product is annotated as hydroquinone glucosyltransferase. The record is from RefSeq and is a predicted model, not a curated record. Gene Ontology annotation, molecular function: UDP-glycosyltransferase activity. The transcript has a single exon. Lineage: Eukaryota; Viridiplantae; Streptophyta; Magnoliopsida; Caryophyllales; Amaranthaceae. Bases 176 to 1723 code for a protein of 515 amino acids.
UUUUUUGUCUUAAUUUUUUUUGUCCUACAACAAGGAGUUUCCCACCGCCUUCAGUGAGUAGACUAAUCUCCUGCGGGAGUUUGCAUGGGUAUCUCAAAGGGCAAUAUCCCUCCCAACUGGGAUUUUUUCCAUACCCAAAGCAUGAACACGAGACCUUGAUUAAGGAACGAGCGAGAUGCCCUUAACCACUCAGCCAGAAACCCCAGUUGCCCCCAAUAAUUUGUGUUACAUAUAUCCCAACUCGUCCAACAAACUAGACUACCGCACUCCACUCCACUCCACUCCAACCACAACAUCAAUGGAGUUCUCAAACUCACAAUCACCUCAUAUAGUAAUGGUCCCAAGCCCUGGAAUGGGCCACCUCAUUCCACUUGUAGAAUUCGCCAAGCUCCUCCACUUCAACCACCACUUCACGGUAUCUUUCCUCCUUCCAACCUCCACACCUCCCACCUCCUCUCAAACAUCCUUCCUCUCCACCUUACCUCCCGCCAUCUCCUACACGUUCCUCCCACCCGUGAACACCUCUCUACUACCUCCCAACACCUCCCACGGUGUGAUCAUCAACUUCAUCCACUCACACUCUCUUAACUCAUUUAGGUCCGCCAUGUGUUCUCUCUCGAAUGUCGUCGCUAUCGUUACCGAUCUCUUUGGGACUAACUACUUCGAUGUUGCUCGAGAACUUGGGAUUUUACCUUACAUGUACUUCACUUCUAAUGCGUUUUGUUUAUCCUUCUUGUUUCAUCUGCCUGAGUUGGACCGUACGGUGUCGUUUCGAUACCAAGAUAUGGAGGAUCCUGUGGUUCUUCCUGGGUGUGUACCGCUCUAUGGGAAGGAUUUUGAUGAACCUGCUUUGGACCGUCAGAGUGAGGGUUAUAAGUUGGAACUUUAUCAUGUUCAACGGUAUAAACUGUUUGAGGGUAUUUUUGUCAAUUCCUUUUUUGAUCUUGAACCGGGUGCUUUAAAUGGUUUGCAAUCCGAGGGUCUAAACCGGACCUCGAUUUAUCCGGUUGGGCCGAUAAUUCGUUCCGGUUCGGGGGAUAGUGAGAAGGAGUUGGAGUGUAUAAGUUGGUUGGACCGGCAGCCACCCGGUUCGGUUUUAUUUGUGUCAUUUGGAAGUGGAGGGACUUUGUCAUUUGAGCAGAUUAAUGAACUUGCAAUUGGACUUGAAAAAAGUGGGCAAAGGUUUUUAUGGGUGGUUAGAAAUCCUGAUAAUAUGUCCUCUUGUGGCUCGUUUUUUAGUAGUGGUCAAAGUCAAGAUGAGGGCUCUUUUGGUUUUCUACCAAAGGGAUAUGUUGAUAGGAUUAAGGGACGUGGUCUAUUAGUUCCCUUUUGGGCUCCACAAGUUAAGGUUUUGGCUCAUGGGUCGACAAGCGGAUUUUUGACUCAUUGUGGGUGGAACUCGAUUUUAGAAAGUAUAGUUUACGGAGUUCCUUUGAUUGCUUGGCCACUCUAUGCAGAGCAACGGAUGAACGCUGUGAUGCUUAAUGAAGGGUUGGGGGUGGCUUUAAGGCCUAAGGGAAAUGGAUGUGGCCUAAUUGAAACUGACGAGAUUGCUAAGGUUGUGAAUGAUUUGAUGGGUGGUGAAGAUGGUAAGAAAGCUCGUGGUAUGAUGAAGGAAUUAAGUGAUGCAGCUAAAAAGGCCAAGAGUGAGAGUGGAUAUUCUACCAAGAUGCUUAACGAAGUUUUUCUCAAAUGGUCUCAACAUAAGAUUCAAAAGGAAUGAAGGGUGUCUAAAACUAUGUACUUGUCUAAUUUCUUUAGUGAGGCUACUGAUAGUCAAUAUAAUCAUGAUGCAUGUAGUGACAACUUUAAUGUGCUAGAAAUAAAUACAUGAGACAUUUGGUACUGAGAGAUAAUAGUCAAAUUUUGUGAAAUUUAGUUUUUUUUAUAUAUAAUGAAAGUUACUUUCUUUA